AAAAUUUUUUGUGCUUAUUCGUGGCUAGUCUGCUCGCGAGUGAGGGUGUCUGUGUCAAACAAAAUGAAUUCGCUAGUUUUAGGUUUGGUCAGCUUGCUGGCAAUUUAUUCAGUUAAUUGUGAUGUAUAUUUCGAAGAAAAAUUCCCUGAUGAUUCAUGGGAAUCUAAUUGGGUAUACAGUGAACAUCCCGGAAAAGAAUUCGGUAAAUUCAAGCUGACAGCGGGAAAGUUCUACAAUGACCCAGAAGAAGAUAAAGGUCUACAAACAUCAGAGGAUGCGAGGUUCUAUGCCCUCUCAACCAAAUUCAAGCCGUUCUCAAACGAGGGCAAGCCCUUAGUUGUGCAGUUCUCUGUGAAACAUGAACAGGACAUUGACUGCGGUGGUGGUUACCUGAAAAUCUUCGACUGCAAGUUGGACUCCAAGGACAUGCACGGAGAGACACCCUACGAAAUUAUGUUUGGUCCUGACAUUUGUGGUCCUGGUACUAAGAAGGUGCACGUAAUCUUCAGCUACAAGGGCAAGAACCACCUCAUCAAGAAGGACAUCCGUUGCAAGGACGACGUCUACACUCACUUGUACACUCUGCUCGUGAACCCAGAUAAUACCUAUGAAGUUCUCAUUGAUAAUGAAAAGGUUGAAUCUGGAAACCUUGAAGAUGACUGGGACUUCCUGCCACCUAAGAAGAUUAAGGACCCAUCAGCCAAAAAGCCCGAAGACUGGGACGACAGGGCGACCAUCCCCGACCCAGAUGACCAGAAACCCGAAGACUGGGACAAGCCUGAACACAUUCCGGACCCUGAUGCCACCAAGCCUGAAGAUUGGGACGAUGAAAUGGACGGAGAGUGGGAACCACCCAUGAUUGAUAACCCCGAGUACAAGGGUGUGUGGGCGCCUAAGCAGAUCGACAACCCAGCAUACAAAGGUCCUUGGGUACACCCCGAGAUCGACAACCCUGAGUACACACCAGACGCGAACCUCUACAAACGCAACGAACUCUGCGCUGUCGGUCUUGACUUGUGGCAAGUGAAGUCUGGAACAAUCUUCGACAACUUCCUAAUCACUGAUGAUUUGUCACUCGCCAAGGAAAAGGGAGAGGAAAUUAAGAGGAAGAUUGAGGGAGAGAAGAAGAUGAAGAAUGAACAGGAUGAAGUGGAACGGGAGAAGGAGAAGGCGGAGAAGCCUGAUGAGGAGGAUGAUGAGGAUCUCGAUGAUGAGGCUGGCGAUGCCGCGCCUGUGGAGGAGCACGAUGAGCUGUAAACAAAAUAGUGUAGUGCAAAGACAAUAAUUACCGACGGGUAUAUAGCAUGCCGCGCCAUGCUCCUACAAUGCUAGUUGAAUCGUGUGCAAUCCAGUAUAAUAUUUAUAUAAAUAGCACUGUGUGACACUCGAAAUAUUCCAUUUUGUAUGUUGACGUGAAAAAACCCUGGAUUUUACCCACAAAUUGCAAAAAAGCUAAAAUACCGCACAAUAUCUCUGCUAGUUUACAAUCGGUAUAAUUCAAGCUCACUAAGAAAUUUAGGGUUUUUCCACGUAAAUGAAUUGGGCGUGUUGUACGCCUGGGAUGUACUGAUUUUUUUAUGUAUAUAAAGCUCUGUACACACGAUCGGAAACAGGUUAAGCAAUAAGAGUAAUGUGCAUUGUGCAGUGUGUACACAGCCGAGUCAGAUAGUUUCACGGCACUGCGUGUCGUGUGGAGCCAAGUUUGGUGUGGUCGAAGGAUGAAUGUUUGUGUUGUGAAAUGAGUCUGAUUAAAUUAAUAUAUAACAUA
Colias croceus (clouded yellow) is the source of this 1768-nucleotide messenger RNA. RefSeq names its product calreticulin (gene Crt). Gene Ontology annotation, cellular component: endoplasmic reticulum membrane; endoplasmic reticulum. Gene Ontology annotation, biological process: protein folding. The record is from RefSeq and is a predicted model, not a curated record. The transcript is spliced from 7 exons. Lineage: Eukaryota; Metazoa; Arthropoda; Insecta; Lepidoptera; Pieridae. Gene Ontology annotation, molecular function: calcium ion binding. Bases 64 to 1257 code for a protein of 397 amino acids.